This is a messenger RNA of Silurus meridionalis, 1154 nucleotides long. Its product is annotated as T-cell surface glycoprotein CD3 epsilon chain-like. Gene Ontology annotation, cellular component: external side of plasma membrane; alpha-beta T cell receptor complex. Lineage: Eukaryota; Metazoa; Chordata; Actinopteri; Siluriformes; Siluridae. Bases 206 to 739 code for a protein of 177 amino acids. The record is from RefSeq and is a predicted model, not a curated record. Gene Ontology annotation, biological process: positive thymic T cell selection; cell surface receptor signaling pathway. The transcript has 5 exons. Gene Ontology annotation, molecular function: transmembrane signaling receptor activity.
GAGAGAGAGAGAGAGAGAGAGGAGAUAGAAGGGUAGAAGGCAGUAGAAGGCAGUCAAGGCAGUAGAAGUCUCAGACAAACGUAAUGAGUUUAGUUUAAUCUUUAGUUUAAAAUUGGUUCUGUUUGUGUACGUGUUUGAAAGUAUUAAUAGUUUAGAAAAAGAGAAUUUCUCCAGCUACGCGAAAAAGUAAAAAAAUACGAACAAAAUGAACGGACGCCAAGUGGGUUACGUCUUUUUCUUCUUCGCAGUCGCCAUUACGAUCGCGGCUGCGCAAAACGGGUACGUGAGUUUCUCAGGAACUACAGUCACACUGACCUGUAACAUUGGAGAUACUGAUGACGGUUAUGAGUGGUUCAAAGAUAAAACUUUUCAACCAAAUAAAACAGACUCUUCACUGGUCUUAGAUGAUUACAAUGAUAAGAGUAAUGGAAUGUACUCCUGCAAAUAUGGAGAGAAAACGCAUUACUUCUACAUCCAUGCCAAGGUGUGUGAAGGUUGUUACGAUAUGAACAUGAUUUUGGCUUUUGGAAUAAUAUUUGGAGACGUGUUGUUCACACUCGGGAUCGUGCUGCUGAUUUACUUCUGUUGCAAAAAUAAAGAGGCAGCUGCUCCUCAGAGAGCUGCAAAACAGCGUCAAGCACGGGGUCCGGGGAGAGGACCCCCAGUUCCUGAAGCGGACUACCAGCCCCUGAACCCGGCAACGCGCUCCAACGACAUUUACGCUCAGGCCCACCGAUAAUCAACCUGUAAUCAUCCUCCUGUAUUACAAACACAUACCUUACACACACACACACACACACACACACACACACACACACACAGUAAAAUUGAUUACACACAAUAUUUAAAGUAAUGAAACAAUCUGAUACAUGCCAAAGACACACACACACACAUACACACACACACACACACACACACACACACACUAUAUACUGCAGUAUAUUGGCAAUAUAAUAAGAUAAUAAUUCAUCAUGAAAUAAAAAUAAACUAUAUAACACAUAUUCAUACACAUAUUUAUAAUUAGCAUAUUAAAAGCAAUGAUGUAAUGCUUUAUUAAUGUGCUGUGAAGUUCAUGUCUUUCUUUAUCCUUUUGUGGUUAAAUGUUUAAAUGUUUGUAAUUUUUUAAUCCAAAUAUUAAACACAUUUUUUUCUUU